Molecule: messenger RNA, 750 nt
Organism: Coccomyxa subellipsoidea C-169
Lineage: Eukaryota; Viridiplantae; Chlorophyta; Trebouxiophyceae; Coccomyxaceae
Product: mitochondrial carrier
Exons: 6
Biological process (GO): glycine import into mitochondrion
Cellular component (GO): mitochondrion
Molecular function (GO): glycine transmembrane transporter activity
Source: RefSeq, a predicted model, not a curated record
UCUGAUCUGACAGGAUCCCUGUCUGGAGCUGUCAUCAGCACAUGUGUGCAGCCACUGGAUGUGGUCAGGACGCGGAUGCAGGCUGACGCCACAAGGAAUGCCUUCUCUGGCAUGCUGGGCACUUUCCACUCAAUCGUUUCCAAUGAGGGUGUGAGGGCUCUGUGGAGGGGAACAAGCCCCACCAUUGCACGGCUCAGCAUUGGUCUGGGGUUACAGAUGUGCGUGAUGGAGAGCCUCAAAGAUGUGUUUCUCCGAAAACACUCAAAGCAAAAUCAGGCAGACAAGCUGACGAAGCCAGAGGCAUUCUUCACUGGAGGUUUCGCGCGAGCCACUGCAGCCGCUGUCACAUGUCCCUUCACAGUUGUGAAGACGCGGAUGGAGUAUGCAGGAUCUAGUGUACAAACAGAGGGUCUCAGGGGGCUAUUCAGAGGACUGGGUCCAACUAUCCUCACAAACGCACCUUUCUCAGCCUUCUACUACCUGUUCUACACCAGCCUCCAAGAAGGCAUGCAACAGCAUGGGACCUCAAAGACGGUGACGAAUCUGGCGUCGGGGGCGGUGGCGGCGGUGUGUGCGACGCUGCUGACUCAGCCGACAGACAUGCUGCGAACGCACAUGCAGCUGGGCCUGGGGCGCGGCAGAGCUCCCCUCAGCGUGGUGAAACGUACAAUGCAGACGGCCCUGGUUUGGACCCUGUACGAGGAGCUGCAACCAGCUUUGAAGCAGGUCUUGCAGAAGGCAAGCAAAUGA